Linum trigynum is the source of this 2129-nucleotide messenger RNA. The record is from the annotation of a GenBank genome assembly. NCBI's taxonomy places the organism in Eukaryota, Viridiplantae, Streptophyta, Magnoliopsida, Malpighiales, Linaceae.
UACGAAAUCUAAUUAUUUAUAUUUCCAUAUUUUUAAAUACAAGUGGACAAAAAUGAAAAAGACUCACCGUCUUCAACAGCAGAAAGAAAGUGAAAUCCCUAGAGCCUCGACCCAUUGAUUAUUUUGCUCCGACUCCCUGUGUCUCUUCCUUUUUCCUUCAUCGGCGGUUGCUGUUGUGGUCCUCGUCCUCACACCAUCGCCGGCUUUCGCAUCGCUUCUUCCUCUGGCAGAGAGUUUUCAAGUUAUAGGUAAGCAAUCUUCAGAUCUAGAUUCAAACUAACAGCCCUUUAGUCUUUCUACUUUCGCUUCCUCUUCUCCUUUCUCUUCAAAACCCUAAUUGAGACUCUAAUUUCGUACCUCUUGUUCCAAGAACUUCUUGAUUCUCCGCUCAUUGCAAAUACUGCGGAUUUCUAUUUGUUUGUGUCACUCGAAUGACAAUGGCAAUCAAUCAAAAUUGGCUUCUCAUGUCUUACCUCUUUUCUCUGACUCUCUCCCGGUCCGUGUUAUUCAUGGAACCAAGCAACGUCAUCUGCGUCUUCUGGCCGGGCAAUCAUUUUGACUGGAAAUGCAAGAGUCAUCUUUUCUUUUCCGUCUACUACGGACCUCAACAUCAACCCUAGAUUAGGCUUUCGAUUUCACCAUACUUGAGUUAGUCGGGGAUUCAGCUCUUGUAAUGGCGUCACUUUUUACCGUUGUUCCCCUAAGUCCCUUCGUUCGAGCUGCAUCUCACAAAAUGGAAGAGGCUGGAGCUACUCUGCUUCACUUCUCAUACCAUGGACUAGUAAUCCUUAGUUAGUUGUUUCUCGGGCGCCUCCCAAAUCACUGUAGCUAGUAUGUGUUGUAUUUGCUAAUCCAAUCCCUCAUUUUGCUUCCAUGCCAUAAAUACUCAGUCUAACUGUUAGGUUAUAGAAGAAAUGGGAGGUUUUGGUUUCAACUACGUAUUGCAUGUGUCGUUUGCCUUUAUGAACCCCUUUGCAUAGCGACGGUUUUGACCGUUGCUAAAAGUCCGUAUGACUGUCGCUAAAUAACAGUUUUGUUGUAGUGGAAAUUCGAUGUAUUAUGACCACUUUUAGAGUUUGGUGCAUUGAAUGUCUCAAAUAAAAUAAAAAAUUAUUAUUGUGAUGAAAGAAAAUGGGUUGUUUCUACUAUAAAUGACUGAUCAGAGUGCAGCGGGUUCCAUACCACACAGUUAAUCCAUCGCGACCAAAUAAAAAAAAAUAGGUCCAGUGUGGUCGAGGAAGAGAGAAGAAGAAGAAGAAGAGAAAAAAAGAGCCAUUAUGUCUCGCUUCGUGUUGGACUCCAACAACUUAUGGCUGGUCGGCAACUCCGACGGCACGAUCGCUGUCCUCGACGGCCCGGACGUGGCCGACCUGAACCCCAAAGACGUGACCGGAGACGUGAGCAAGUGGCAGCUAAUGGCUCGAAUCGGCACCAACUCGGCCUCCACUCACCAGGAUCUGGAAGUCUUCGGCGUCGUAUUCGCGGGCCAGAAGCUGGAAGAGUUGAGGAAGAACAACUACGACGACCAAGUCACCGUGCCCCGAGAAGGGUUCAUGAUCCGGUGGCUCAACCCUAGUGGCAGCAAGGGACCAAAGGAAGGAAAUCCCUACCGCCGCCUCAACGAUCUCUUCGACUGGUCCAAGCAUGGUGUUGAGGUCCCCACUCCGGUCGCGACGGAGUGGGACCGGUACCAGUUGGGGACCGGGGAGCUAAUGGCGGAGGGCUCGGGUUUGGUAAACCUGGUGAAAGUCAAUGAGGAGCUGGAGGUGGAGAACCAGACGCUUCGGGAUGAGAAGGACUUGGAGAUCAGGGAGUUGAACAAGAAGCUGGUCGAGGGGAAAGGUGGCGGCGGCGGUGAUGAUGAGAAGUCUGCUGCGGACAAAGAUAAGGAGAUCGCCGUCAAAGAUGAACAGAUCCGUGUUCUCAAGGAGGCGCUCAAACUCUUCAUCUAAGCUCCUCCUAUUCGCUUAUCUGUUAUGUUCCGUAUUUCUUGUUAUUGUAUGUGCAUUCUGGCCCUCCGACCGGCGGGUAGGUUACUUUGUGUGUAUCCCAUGCUUCAUUUAUCUGCGUAUGUGUGUUGUUUAACUGGCACUUACUUAGUAACCAAUUAAUGAAUAAAAAUUGAACUC